This is a messenger RNA of Effrenium voratum, 1217 nucleotides long. The record is from the annotation of a GenBank genome assembly. NCBI's taxonomy places the organism in Eukaryota, Dinophyceae, Suessiales, Symbiodiniaceae.
AUGGGUGAGAAGUUCUUCGCCUCGGUGGACGCGAAGAAGUUGGCGCUGAUGGUCUCGGCGAAGAAUCUGGGGAAGAACCGGUCCGCCAAAGCUCUGCACUUCACCCGCGACAAGGGCACCAUCGAGGCGGCUGAGGCUUGGAUCGCAGAGAACAGCGGCCCAGACCUCGACAAGCUGCCCGACGAUUUCGUCGAGGAGGCUCUUGCAUCCUUAGGUGGAGGAGAUGUCGCCAUGACGGGGGAGGACGAUGUAGACAUGACCCCAGUGGUGGACGACCGCAAAGUGGGCGAUCCCAAUCCUCCGGAGAUCAAGGAGAAGGUGAGGCAGGACUUGCUGCAGCAGGUCUUGGAGAUGGGCUUCUCCGAGGUUCGGGCGGAGAAAGCCCUGUACAAGACAGACAACGCCGGCUUGGAGUAUGCCAUCAACUGGCUCACCGAGCACGCGGAUGAUGCUGACAUCGACCUGCCCCUGCUGAAGCCGCCUCCGCCGAAGCCCAAAAUGAGCAAGGAGGAGGCGGAGGCCAAGGCUCUUGAGCUGCAGCAAAAGCUCCGAGAGAAACGGGCAGAGCAGGAGAGGCAGGCGGAUAAGGAGAAGGAGGAGCAGCGGAAGUUGUCCACUCGGCUCAUGGCGGAGGCCCAGGAGAAGUCCAAGGAGGAGGAGAGGAAGCGAGCGAUAGAGCAGCAAAUGAGAGAGAAGGAGGAACACGAGCGGCACCGCGCCGAGCUCAAAGAGCGGCUGCGCCAGGACUACAUCGAGCGAUUUGGCUGCGAGCCGCCAGAAGACAAGGAGGAAGAGGUGGUGAAGGAGAAGACCAGCAAGGAGCAGCUGGCAUUCUUCCUCAACAAGCUGAAGAAGACGUACAAGGACAGCAAUCCCGAGGGCUUGAAGACCUGCGUUACCACGCUGAAAGCCUACAUCAAGAACUUGCAUGAGAAUCCUUUAGAAGCAAAGUACAAGAAGUUGAAGUUGGACAACAAGGCCUUCCAGAGCAGAGUAGCCCCAUUUGAGGGAGCUCUAGAUGUCCUAGAUGUCUUGGGCUUCGAGAAGAAGGAGGACUGUCUGGAGCAAAGAAAAUCCACUCCGGACGGCUUCCUCUGCGGUCAGGCGAUCAAGUGGAUCGAUCUCAUCUUGGCCCAGCUGUGAGAGGGGCGGGUGGGCUGCUGCUUCAGGAUCUUUGACCAAAGACACAUCCCCAAGAAGAGAUGUGCAGGCGGGAC